Molecule: messenger RNA, 1484 nt
Organism: Pyrus x bretschneideri (Chinese white pear)
Lineage: Eukaryota; Viridiplantae; Streptophyta; Magnoliopsida; Rosales; Rosaceae
Product: phenolic glucoside malonyltransferase 1
Exons: 1
Coding region: 25-1377 (450 amino acids)
Source: RefSeq, a predicted model, not a curated record
UACACCAUCCAUCCCCCAACAGCAAUGGCAGACGCAAAUAAAUCAAUCAAAUUAGUUGAAAUUUGCCGAAUUGCUCCACAACAUGCAGAUCAAGAGUUCUCGCUUCCUCUAACUUUCUUCGACAUAAUUUGGUUAAAGUUUCCACCCAUCCAACGCCUUUACUUCUACGAAAUAGUGUCUUCCUCAAAAAACACAUUCUUCUUCGAUUCUAUACUUCCAAAGCUCAAAACCGCGUUAUCUCUUACCCUCCAUCACUUUCCACCUUUAGCAGGAAACAUCACUUGGCCCCAAGACUCCCCUAUACCAAUCCUCAGUUACCUCCGAGGGGACGCCGUUUCGGUCACUGUAGCCGAGUCCGAUGCUGAUUUCCACCACCUAGUUUCAAGCAAUAGCUUUAACAUUGAAGCCAAAGAAUACCAUCCUCUCGUGCCCCAGUUGGACGCUUGUCACGAAAAAGCCGCAGCACUUGCAUUGCAAAUUACUCUCUUCCCAAACAACGGCUUUUCUAUUGGAACAUCCGUGCACCAUGCUGCCCUAGACGGCAAGAUGUCAACCAUGUUUGUGAAAUCAUGGGCUUACAUAUGUAAACACGAAUCCGAUUUGGUACCAGACCAGCUCAAACCAUUUUACGACCGAAGGGUCAUCCCUGACCCGACAAGGAUCGACUUAAUUUAUUCGAACCACUUUCUAAAUAUCGAUUUGGAGCGACCCAACAAUCGUAGCUUGAUGCCUUUCCAAUUUGAAGCUCCACAACCAGCCUCGGUUCGAGGGUGCUUCCAAUUCACACCGACCAAAAUUGAAGCAAUAAGGCAGUUGGUGAAAGCGAAGAAACAACAACAUCAAUCGGUUCCUUUGUCCAAAUUUUGCGUCACAAUUGCUUAUGCAUGGAUUUGCUUGGUCAAGGCAGAGGAAAUAAAAUCCAAAAAAAUACGAUUGAUUUUUGGUGUGGAUUGUAGGUCUCGAUUGGAUGCACAAAUAUCUGCAAACUAUUUUGGAAAUUGCAUAGCCCCACGCAUAGCAGUUGCAGAAAGCGAAGGCGUAUUUGGAGAAGACGGGCUGGUUGUGGCUGUAAAUGCAAUCAGUGAAGCCCUAGAAGGUUUAGAUAAUCGGCUUCUGAAUGGAGCGGAGGCUUGGAUGGAAAUUAUGCAACCACAGGCCGAUAAACUUUUUUCUGUUGCCGGUUCACAGCUGUUUAGGGUUUAUGAUACUGAUUUUGGAUGGGGAAGGCCAAGGAAGGUCGAAGUCGUUUCGAUUGAUAGGAGUGGGGCUAUCUCUUUCUCAGAUAGCAAAGAUGGCGAUGGUAGUAUUGAGAUUGGGGUUGUUUUGAAAAAACAAUGUAUGGAGGUUUUUGCUUCUCUAUUUGCUAAAGGGAUCUAAGACCUUUGAAGCCGUGUUUUUGAAGUACUUAAAAUUUAUAUUCUAUUUUUGUUAUUUAAUGUGUAUUUUUAUUUAAUGUCUUCACAAUAAAAUUUUAAUUUUAUUAA